This is a messenger RNA of Schizosaccharomyces octosporus yFS286, 5977 nucleotides long. RefSeq names its product SNARE sec71. The record is from RefSeq and is a predicted model, not a curated record. The coding region runs from base 162 to 5852 and encodes 1896 amino acids. Gene Ontology annotation, molecular function: guanyl-nucleotide exchange factor activity. The transcript has a single exon. NCBI's taxonomy places the organism in Eukaryota, Fungi, Ascomycota, Schizosaccharomycetes, Schizosaccharomycetales, Schizosaccharomycetaceae. Gene Ontology annotation, biological process: regulation of ARF protein signal transduction.
UCUGAAUUCCCGCAUUCCUAAGAAUUAUAUUUUUAUAUAAAAGAAAAAACAUUUUCAUCUAAAUAAAGUCAAUAGUGAAAAGUACCUUACACUAAACAUAGCGUUUCUGCUGUAGUGGGGUGCCUCUGUAUUCUACCAGCGAGACGUUCGAAUGAUAAAAAAUGGUAGAAUCUGGUCAAGAAGCUGCCGAAAUAGCUUCUCAUAAUUUAGGAAAUGAAAUACAAGUUCAUAUACAAGAAAAUGAACAAAAUGGUACUUUGCCAGAUGAGAUAGAAAAUGAAAGAUCCUCAGAUCCGUCAGAAAACGAACAUAGAAACGAAACUGCUUCUAAUGAGCAAACACUAGGAGAUAAUUCAAAUCAAAAUAAUAUUAUGAAUACCCAUGAAGUCGAUAAUGAUUACAAAACAGGGAAUGAGAAGGAUCAGCCAGAGGCAGAGCUCAAUGAAACACCUAAUGAAGCAAAGGAAACAAACUAUAAUACCGAUUCAAAAAGGGAGAUAAGCAUGAACGAUACAAAUGUUGCUUCUGAGGGUCUCAGCCCAAAACCUUCUGUUCCAAGCGAAACCGAAGAACGAUCCCAAUUCGAGGCAGAUGAUGCUGAGGCUAAUGAAGAUAUUCCCAUAAAUAGCUCAAAUGAAGAUAGCCAACCGAAAGCAGACCAUCCUAUCAAAACACCGGAUCCAAGGAUUGACGAAGAAGAAACAGAAUCACAAAGUGAUGUGGCUAGCCAUUUAGCCAGGAGAUCGACUACGUACAGUGAACAACAACAGGAACGUCCUGAAGCAGUAAGUCGACCAACUUUCCAAAAUUCAGGUAAACUCAAUCCACAUCUUUUUAUUAUAGACGCAUUCAAGCAAAUGUCCAAAGCUAAAUCCUUGAAAAAACACAAAAAGCUACGAGAAUCCAUUGAUAAUGUACAAACUGAGCUGCAAAAACAACCAUUCUUACUUCCGGAAACUAUUCUUGACCCGCUUGUAAUGGCGUGCGAAACAAAUAGCACAACGCUACUCACAAUAACUUUAGAUUGUUUUGCGAAAUUGAUUGAUUACAAUUAUUUUGAUACCCCUGCUAUUAAUUCUCCUGAGAUGUCUUUAAUGGAACGAGUUGUGAACACCAUUGCUUCAUGCUUUUUUGGUGACUCUACUCCCGAAAAAGUUCAAUUACAAAUUAUUAAGGCUUUACUUGCAGCCGUAACUUCUCAACGUACUCUAAUUCGUCAUUCAUCUUUACUUUUGGCGGUGAGACAGACAUAUAAUAUAUUUCUUUUAUGUAAAAACCCUACCAUUCAAGCCACAGCUCAGGUUGCUAUAAUGCAAAUGGUGGAUUCCGUUUUUAAUCGAUUGUCCGGUGUGCUUCGUCAACAAAUAGAAGUCAAUGCGGUCACUCCGUUUAAAAGUUCAGUUGAGCAAUUAGCGGUUCCAGAACCGAAUGAGGUUUUACCAGCUGAUCCUCCUGAAAGCAAGCUUACGCUGGAGUCCUUCGAACAGCGUAAAAGCUUUGAUCAAGUAAGAGAAGAAGCUCCCUUAGAGGAAGAAUCCUUGGAGCAACAGCUUUUAAGAGAUGCCUUUCUGAUUAUUCGUGCUCUUUGUAAACUUUCGAUUAAACCCGUUCCUUAUGAAAAUGAAAGUGAUUUAAAGUCACACUCGAUGCGUUCCAAAUUGAUGAGUCUUCACUUAAUAUAUCGCAUCCUCCAUAAUUACAUGGAGGUCUUCUCAAAUCCGGGCAUUAUGAUAAAAUCUCCUUCGUCUCCUUCUACGCCCUUGGUACAGGCUGUGAAACAAUACAUCUGUCUGUCUUUAGCAAAGAACGUUGUCAGUCAUGUUCUCCCAGUUUUUGAAAUUUCAUGCGAGAUCUUUUGGCUUGUAUUAUCCGGCCUAAAGAACAUAAUGAAAGCUGAAUUGGAAGUUUUCUUCACAGAAAUAUUUUUUCCCAUUCUUGAGAUGAGGUCUUCUAGUAAUCAGCAGAAAAUUGUCCUUUUAAAUAUUUUUCAUCGGAUUUGCAAAGAGCCGCAAACUCUCAUUGAGUUGUACUUAAAUUACGAUUGUAUAAGUGGAAAUUCUGAAAAUGUAUAUGAACGUAUUAUCGUCACGCUAGCGAGAAUUGCGAGCCAGAAAACAAUGGAACCUCCUUCUGGAUUUUCCUUUAAACCGGAACAUGCUGUUAUCGACAGGGUGGGGUUCGUGUAUAAUGACUUGAAGGAUCUUCCGCAGCUAAGCAUUUCUUUUAUAGGAUAUUAUUCCCAUCUCCAUGAUCCUCCUUUCUUUGAUUAUCAGAUCAAAUUAAAAUCAUACAAGUGCCUCAAUUCCGCACUUUCUUCACUAUACAGCUGGUGUAAUCAAAAUUUCGAUUCAAGUGAUUCUUCAAGUCAUUAUAAUGUAGAUAAUUUGAUACCUAAUAGAAUAGAGGAGAAUCAAAGAAGUACUUCUGAUGUCUCUUCUGUCCGUAACAACGAUACAUCAACCGAUAACUUUGAUACCUCUGCUACAACUUUAGCGAUCGAUGAUCCUUCUCAAUUUGAAAGCUUAAAGCAUCAUAAGAAGUUAUUACAAGAAGGGAUUCAGAAAUUUAACUACAAACCCAAGCAAGGUAUGAGGUUUCUGAUUUCAAGGCAGUUGAUUGAAUCCGACACUCCGAGAAAUAUCGCUAGUUUUCUACUAGACACUGAAGGCUUGAACAAAGCUGCCGUUGGUGAAUACUUAGGAGAAGGGAAUGAGGAAAAUAUUGCUGUUAUGCACGCAUUUGUUGAUAAAAUGAGCUUCAAAGAUGUAGGCUUUGUAAAUGCUCUUCGCUCAUUUCUUCAGAAAUUCCGCCUUCCUGGAGAGGCUCAAAAAAUUGAUCGCUUUAUGUUAAAGUUUGCUGAAAAAUACGUUGAUGAUAACUUGGGUGCAUUUAGAAAUGCUGAUACUGCCUAUGUGCUGGCUUACUCGAUUAUCAUGCUCAAUACCGACCAACAUUCCCCACAAGUUAAACAACGCAUGACAUGUCAGGAUUUCAUUCGGAAUAAUAGAGGUGUUGAUGAUGGUGCAAACUUAAGUGACGAGUUUUUGGUCGAUGUAUACAAUGAUAUUCAAAAAAAUGAAAUUGUUAUGAAGGACGAACAGGGAGCUUCUAUUGACAAUUACCUCCCUACUCAUGCUAGUGUUGGAUUUGCCGCAAACAUCAGUAAUGCUCUGGCUACCGUAGGUCGAGAUUUACAGAGAGAGGCUUACUAUAUGGCCUCAAAUGAGAUGGCUAAUAAAACUGAAGCUCUAUUCAAGGAUUUAAUAAAGGAACAAAGACAGAAAGGAAAACUUACGGCCAAUGAUAUUUACUAUACCGCAAGGCAUUUUGAACAUGUCGGUCCUAUGUUUGAAGCUGUCUGGAUGCCUAUUCUAGCAGCAUUAUCUGAAUCCGUACAAUUAUCUUCUGAUUCUGCAUUAAUUCAGUUAUCUCUCGAGGGUUUCAGGCGUGCUGUAGAUAUUAUUUGCAUCUUUUCGAUGGAUUUACCCAGAAAUGCUUAUAUACAAACUCUCACUAAAUUUACCCAUCUCAACAAUAUGUUGGAGCUCCAGCGAACGAACAUGGAUGCACUGAGGACGUUGCUUGACAUCUCUUUAACCCAUGGAAAUCAACUUAAGGAUUCCUGGAAAGACAUUUUGCUCUGUAUAAGUCAACUUGAACGGGUCCAACUGAUAACAGCUGGGGUGGAUAAGAAUUCGAUUCCCGACAUUAAUUUAACGAAGUUAAUGCCACGUCCCGUUGAUAAAGGACAUCGUUCUUCGCGAAGUGCUAGUGUUUCUCACAGAUCAAAUUCAAGCGCUUCUAUAAAACCAACUUCUCUGGAUGUUGCCAAAGAGUAUAGUUCCCGUGAGGUGGUAAUGGCCGUCGAUAUGGUAUUUUCGAAUACUCGUGCUCUGGGAAGUGAAGGUAUUUAUGAUUUCGUAAAGGCCCUUAUUGGUGUCUCAUGGGAAGAAAUAGAAUGCUCGCUAGAGUUAGCUACCCCAAGACUAUUUAGUUUACAAAAACUUGUGGAAAUAUCAUAUUACAACAUGGGCCGUAUUCGUAUGGAAUGGUCUAGCAUUUGGUCGCUACUGGGAAAUUACUUUACUCAAGUAAGCUCUCACGAGAAUUCAAUAAUCGCAUCCUUUGCUUUGGAUUCUCUUCGUCAAUUUUCCAUGCAAUUUUUGGAAAUCGAAGAACUUUCACAUUUUAAGUUUCAAAAGGAUUUUUUGCAGCCAUUCAAGCACGCAAUGGAUAAUUGUCAAGAUUUGAAAAUCAACGAUCUUGUUUUACGGUGCGUCGAUCAGAUGGUAAAAGCUCGUUAUCAAAACAUAAAAUCUGGUUGGGGCCCUAUUUUUCAGAUAUUAGCAUCUGCAAGUAAAAUCCAUAAUGGAGCUGUUUUACACUAUGCACUAUCUAUUGUCUCUUCUAUUUUUAAUGACCAUUCAAAAUGUAUAUUUUCACAAGGUGCUUACUCAGAGAUGGUUGCGUGUCUUUCCAAAUUUUCGUUGUUGGGUGGUAAUCAGAAGUUCUGUUUGGUCAGCCUCGAUAUGCUGAAAAAUUUGGAAGGAAUUAUUAUAGAGAAUUGCGAAAACGAAAAUGUUCCCGUGUACUCUCCGAAAUCUGAAAAGCUCUAUUGGUUCCCUUUGCUAGUUGCAUUUAGAGAUGUAAUAAAGGAAGCUCCUGAUUUAGAGGUACGCUCGAGGGCCGUCAAGCUUUUAUUCAACUGUUUGGAUCGACAUGUUGCUGAUUUUGACGUCGACUUUUUAAAUAAGUUAUCCUUGGAUAUUAUUUUAUCCAUAUUUUCAAUUGUUUCUAUCUCAAAUUUUCAAAGGCUAUAUAUGGCAAAAAAUACCGAGGAAACAGACGUAUGGAUUCUUACAACCAUGGUAGAAGCUUUGCGAUCUUUUAUUGAAUUUUUCACAAAACACAUGGAAAAGCUUCGAAGUCAGUUGCCUAACGUCCUUUCUUUACUUCAAAAAUGCAUAUGCCAAGAAAAUAACAUGCUCUCCAAGGUCGGGAUAAGUUGUUGCUUACAAUUGAUUCAGAAAAACCGAAAGCAAUUUAAUAAUUCAGAUUGGGAUGAAGUAGUGCACUGCAUCAGUGAUUUAUUGAAGCGUACACUACCUGUCGAACUUCAAGAUCAUUCCUUGUAUCCUCAAACAGGUACUGAAUCCACUGAUGAAGAAUCUGAAGCUAAUUCAACAUUUUCUGGUGAACUUAACAACUUGAACAAGCAAGGGAAAUCUAAAAAGCAGCAGCUAAAGAACAUCGUGGUUAAGUGCACCCUACAAUUGCUAAUGAUCAACUGUUUGUGGGAGCUUGCUCAUUUUGAUGGCAUUCUCUCAGACAUACCGAAAGACAAAGUCUUGGUACUUUUGGAUUUGCUAGGUGAGUCAUGGAACUUUGCAGAAUCAUUCAAUUCGGAUAUUGAAAUUCGCGCAAAGAUUCUGUCAUCCGGAAUCGUCGACCAUAUGCCGAAUCUCUUAAGUCAAGAAGCUUCUUGCGCAAAACUAUUUUUAUAUAUUAGCUUCCAGUGUAUUUCUUCCUUGAAGAGAUUCAGCGACAAUGAACCUGACUUUGAAAAGUUUAGUAAUGCCUUCCAACAGAAGAUUUCAGAUGCUUCAAAGUUAAUUAUACGUGGAUUUCAAAGAGUUAUAUUUGAUAAUCCUGUGAAGGGAGUUGCUGCAUUCCAGCCCGUCAUCACUGGCCUAGUCGAGUAUAUAAUUUCCUUAGAAGACGCUCAGUUUACACGAGGGCGGAAGGAAUUUUAUGAUCUUUUUUGUGAUAUCCUUGCAUGUGGGCAUAUUGAUAGAGCAUUAGGGACCUCAAUGAGUAAAUUCUUUAAGCGCUAUGGUGAAUCUGAGCAAUAACAUCUAUAUCACAGGAUAUCCGGUUUAAUGAUUUAAUGUUACGAUUUCCUAAUAUUCCAUCAUGAUUCUAUCUAUAUUUCUAUAUUUUAAUUAAAUUAAAUGCUACUUUUUCUGCUGGCUUGUAA